AUGUUGUCUCAAGUUCAUAUGACAGUAUGUAAUAGAUUUACUUAUCUACUAACUGUGCUGUUGAAGAUUAUUCUUAUCUUUGGAUUUUUAUACCUAUUUAUAUGUGCAUUAGGGUUCCUUAGUAAUGCCUUUAAGUUAGUCGGAGGUAAAGCUGCUGGAAAAGUUUUUAGAGAAAACGACUUACUAACUAAUCCUGUUGCUGGACUAAUGAUUGGUGUUUUGGUGACAGUUCUUUUACAAAGUUCCUCAACUACGACGUCCAUAAUAAUAACGAUGGUAGGAUCUGAAAUUAUUCCAAUAAAAACCGCCAUACCAAUGGUAAUGGGAGCAAAUAUCGGAACUUCAGUGACAAAUACUCUGGUUUCAUUGGCACAAUCUAGCGACAGAGAGGUGUUUCGAAAGGCUUUCGGCGGCGCAACAGUGCACGAUAUGUUUAAUUGGUUGACUGUUAUUGUAUUGCUUCCGAUUGAAUCGACUGUUCACUACCUAUACCAUUUAACAGGAGUAAUCGUGCGCAGUUUAGAGCUUUCAAAAUCUGGAAAGAAGAAAGAUUUGCUGAAAGUUAUUACAAAACCAUUUACUGGUCUUAUUGUAAAGGUGGACAAACACGUGAUUACAAAUAUAGCAUUGAAUAAAGAGGGUGCCGAAGAGGGUUCAGUAUUAAAAAGAUGGUGCAAGACUGUACAUAUUCCGUACAACAGCACUGUGAGUCAUCACGAAGAAUAUAAUUCUACCUUAAUUGAAAAGUUAGAAACAGAGGGAACCAGAUACACUUUAGGAAUAAUGUCCGAUAGUAACACGUCUUUCAUUAAAUGGGAAACCAACGAGACACUGGUAAAGAAAAUAAAUAUGGAAAGAUGUCAUAACUUGUUUGCUCAGACGGAUCUGUCGGAUUCAACCAUUGGUGCAUUGCUUCUUGUAAUAUCGCUCUUUGUUAUUGCUGUGGCGUUGAUCUUCAUGGUCAAACUCCUUAAUUCACUGCUGAAAGGAUCUGUAGCCAAAGUUGUAAAAAGGUUCAUCAAUUCUGAUUUUCCGGGAUUGUUCAAAUAUCUUACAGGAUAUGUUGCAAUCCUUAUAGGAACAGGGACAACGAUGAUUAUCCAGAGUAGCUCCGUGUUUACAUCUAUACUUACCCCGUUAGUUGGUGUUGGAGUUGUUUCCCUUGAUCGUAUGCUUCCUCUGACUCUUGGUGCUAAUAUCGGAACUUGCCUGACAGGCAUACUAGCUGCAUUAGCCAAUCCGGCAAAAGCGAUACCAAAUGCCCUACAGGUUGCUCUCUGUCAUUUAUUUUUCAACAUUUCUGGAGUUCUUUUGUUCUACCCGAUUCCAAUUACCAGAAAGGCACCCAUAAACCUAGCAAAAGGACUUGGCAAUAUAACAGCAAAGUAUCGAUGGUUUUCUAUUUUAUAUUUGAUACUCGUUUUCAUCGCCCUUCCAGGAUUAGUUUUUGUGUUAUCAUUAGCAGGAACGGUACCUUUUGCUGUUGUCGGUUCAAUUAUAUUAUUAAUCUUAGUGUGUCUGAUUGUUAUAAAUAUUGCACAAAAAUAUUGCCUCGGCAGGCUACCAAGUUGGUUGAGGAAUUGGAACUUUUUGCCAUUGUGUUGUCGGUCCUUGAAACCAAUUGACAAACUAAUUUCCAGUGUCUUGGGAAUAUUCGUAUGCUGCAGAAACCAAGAAAAAGAAACAGACAUGUCGGGAAAAGGUUGCGAUAACAAAGCAUUCACAAUUUUGUAGAUUGAACACGUACAUUUAUGAAAAAGUUUACAAUAUCACAGCAUUUUCAGUCUUGUAUGUUGUAUACGUUCAUUUAUAAAAUAUGAACAAAUAUUAUUUUGAAAAAUGAACCUUUUAAUACUAUUUUUCUUGUAAAUACUCAGGAAAUAUUUACCGAUAUAAUGGCUAUUUA
This is a messenger RNA of Mytilus californianus (California mussel), 1906 nucleotides long. RefSeq names its product sodium-dependent phosphate transport protein 2B-like. Bases 1 to 1734 code for a protein of 577 amino acids. The record is from RefSeq and is a predicted model, not a curated record. NCBI's taxonomy places the organism in Eukaryota, Metazoa, Mollusca, Bivalvia, Mytilida, Mytilidae. The transcript has 8 exons. Gene Ontology annotation, biological process: sodium-dependent phosphate transport. Gene Ontology annotation, molecular function: sodium:phosphate symporter activity. Gene Ontology annotation, cellular component: membrane.